This is a messenger RNA of Pristis pectinata (smalltooth sawfish), 4255 nucleotides long. Its product is annotated as carboxyl-terminal PDZ ligand of neuronal nitric oxide synthase protein. The record is from RefSeq and is a predicted model, not a curated record. Gene Ontology annotation, molecular function: nitric-oxide synthase binding. The transcript has 11 exons. Lineage: Eukaryota; Metazoa; Chordata; Chondrichthyes; Rhinopristiformes; Pristidae. The coding region runs from base 890 to 2809 and encodes 639 amino acids.
CAAUGGAAAGGAGACGAGUGAGGUUCCUGGCUCAUGAGACAAGCGUAUUCAAACAGUGAAUGGCAUCCGCACAGUGUGUGCAGUCCGCGGCGUGAGCUGUGUGUGUUACAAGUAGUUGGGGGCUGAGCCCGAGGGUAAGGGGAGCGCAGAGGAGACCCUCCGGCUGUUUAAGGGAAGGUCACCCCUUGGAUCCAAGCCCACUGCCCCUGAUGUUGUGAGAGGCCGAGCCGGGAGGGGUGAGAGCCGGCAGGUGAGGCUGGUGUCGGGCUGCAGCAACUCCUGGCUGGGUCCGCCCGGCCGCUGACGGCUGCCGGCGUCCCGAGGACCGUGCUUGUGUCCUGGGAUCCGUCCCGCACUCCGGAUACUUCUCUGCCUUUUAACUCUGCCGUGGCAAUCUGUCACCUUGUGCUCGAAUCUCUCUCUGAUCCGUUCUCCGGGAACCCGCGCUCUUAGUUCUGUGCUCGGGGACAACCCGUUCUCUCUCCCUCCCUUCGCCCUCUCCGUUCCCUCUUCCCCCUUCUCUCUCUUCCCCCUCUCUCUUUCUUUUCUCUCUCUCCUCCCCCUUCUCCCCACCUCUCUCUCCUCCCCUCUCCCUCCUCACGCUCAUUUCCCCUUCUCUCCAUUCUCCCACUUUCUUCCCCUCUCUCCUUCCCCAUCCCCACAUUCUCUCUCUCUCCCUCUUCCCCUCUCUACCCCUCCGUCCUCACUCUUUCUUCCUCCCCUCCCCUGCCGUCUCUCUGAUCCCGGCCCGGACCCCCCCCCCCCCCUCACCCUCACCCUCACCCUCACCCUCACCCUGUGCCGUGACACCCCUGCCGGCUCCGGGUGUUAUGCACCUGCUGGCGCCGGCGCUGCCGACGGUGUGUGACGGCGGGCUGGGCCCUUGAACAUGCCGGUGAGGAGCGGCUACAACUUGGUGGACGAUGUUGGUGACCCCAGGACCCCACUGCACAACGAGGAGGCUUUCCAACACGGCAUCCACUUCCAGGCCAAGUACGUCGGGAGCCUAGAUGUGCCGAGGCCAAACAGCCGCGUGGAGAUCGUGGCAGCUAUGCGGAGGAUACGGUAUGAGUUUAAAGCCAAGAACAUCAAGAAGAAAAAGGUGAGCAUCGUGGUGUCUGUGGAUGGAGUGAAGGUCACGAUGAGGAAAAAGCAAAAGAGGAAGGAGUGGACAUGGGAUGAGAGUAGGAUGAUGGUGAUGCACGACCCAAUCUACAGAAUAUUCUAUGUAUCACAUGACUCCCAAGAUUUAAAGAUAUUCAGCUAUAUCGCCAGGGAUGGUGUCAGUAAUACCUUCCGAUGCAAUGUGUUUAAAUCGAAGAAAAAGAGCCAAGCGAUGCGGAUUGUCCGUACAGUGGGACAGGCCUUUGAGGUUUGUCACAAGCUGAGUUUACAACAUGCAGAGCAGAAUGCUGACACUAUAAAUGACAACGCAACAGAAGAACAACUAUCUGGAAGUCUCCAGGUCCCUAGAGCAGAGAGGAAUGGGAAAGUGGACAGGGAGGCAGAACUCUACAGCACCAGUGACUGCGAUGGGACCGAGGUGGAAAUUGAUAAAGUAGCACAUCCCCUCCAGAGACGCUACCAGGAUUCCAAGGAAGGGACUCCCUUUGCAUCGUCCACCCAGCUGGCACAGUCUCCCAGCAGCCACUGCUCCUCGCUGACUCCGCUGGCAUCCCAGCACCACCUGCAGCUGCUUCAGUCCCAGCUACUCCAGCAGCAGCAGCAGACCCAGGUGGUCAUGGCUCAGGUGCACCUGCUGAAGGAUCAGUUGUCGGCUGAGACAGCGGCCAGAAUGGAAUCGCAGGCUCGCAUUCACCAGCUGAUGUUGCAGAACAGAGACCUCCUACAGCACCUCACCCUCUUGGUCAGGCAGCUGGAGGACCUGGAGAUGAGGCUGAGCGUCCAGCCAAUGGCUGAUCAAAGUAUGACCUCCAUUUCGGAACAGAUUUCGUUGUUGAAUCUUCACCACCGUGACCUCAUUAUGAAUAUUCCUUCUGCCUCGACCCCUGGAAAUGUUCCGAUUGGUUCCCCAGGGCCUAGUGACCUGGGUCGCUAUGACAAUGCUCAGUCCCUGGGAAAAGCCAGUGUCGAACUAACACUGGACAUUAGCAAUGGCCAAACAAUGAAUGGGGAGGAAGAGGCAAGCAGAAAGAUUGAAGGCUCGGUGGUGAACGGGACAACCAAUGCCAGGAGGGAGAUUGUGGGUUCAUCGACAUUUGAAGACCUGAGUCAGGAACCAAAGGCUGAAAGGUUUAAUCACGCCAUUCCACGACUCAACCCACCACCAGCCGUCACGAGGAAGCGCUCGACCAGAUCGCUCUUGUUAGCCGUGGAAUCCACCUCUCAGUGCGCCGAGCAGGUGGUGGUCAACAGUCUGCUGCAGACCUCACACAGGUCGAGUUUCACAGAUGUUUCCUCCUGUACUUUUGCUUCGUCUGACUUUGACUCUGAAGCCUGGCAGCCCACUGAUGAAAAGUUUUGCCCCACGCAGCUCUGGCCUGCAGCCAAGCCUCCCACCAUGACUGUCACUGAGAAGGAUGGAACCGCAAUCAAUCUGCCUGCUCGCUGUGGGCACCAGGCGGACACGUCAAACCCUCAGGUAGAUUUUCCUCUCCGUACCCCGGCCAGCAGCUGUAAUGGCCCUCUAGACCACACCAACAGCACCCUCCCCUUCUCCCCACCACUCAAUGAGACCUGCCUGCACAUCAGUUUCUCAGAGGAUGAGCUAUUGGACAAUGACACUGAAGACUCAAGAGUACAGCAAACUGCCUCAGUGGAAGUCACAGAUGGUCUAACUUCUAGCUAAAGCUUAUACUUAUGCUGCCAGCCAUCCCUAGUUAAUCUAGUACUGUUCAAGCUUUGGAAGGGUCUUGAAAUCCUUUCUUAUUCCUUGCAAGGUCCAAGGGUUAUUUUCUGUCACGUUCCCAGGAGGAGAACCAGGGUUUGAACGCCAUAUUUCUCCGAGACACUGUGGACAUUUGUUUCUGAAUUCCAGUCAGCUACAGUUUCCCAAGUUGCUUUGGCUUCAUUCCUGGAGCAGGUUCUAAAACCAGCAAGGCACAUGCUCGACCCUCACAUGUGGUCCAACUACCUGGAAAUCGAGGAGAAAAAAGGAUGGUGUAUCACAUUGUAGUAUCUGCAGUGUCUAUGCACAAGUUCUUUUCCCAGUUGAUACUGCCUUCCAUCUUUCAGUUUCUUGUACGUGGAGAAAAAAACAAGCAGUUUAUUGCGCAAUAUUAUUAAUGACCUCGAUCACUAGAAAUGAGCCAUCCAAUGCAUAACAGUCUCCUCACUGCCAGUGAUGGGCUCUGCACUGUAGGGACCAUGGUUCUGUUUUUUAAAUAAAAAUGACAACAUUUGGCUGCCAUUGUGCUCUGGGAGGACCGAUAUUACUGCUUUUGUUGGGUUGCCAUUUACUGAAAGGCUUUAAAAAUGGAUUUGUUUUAUACUUUAUAAAUAUUAACCUAAACACCUUUCGAAUGUGCUGUGUUUGUGUUGAUUCUUGAUGUCAUCCUAACUGUGAAGAUACCUCCAUGUUCUUCCACCAAAGCCAUAGGUUGUUGCGUUGACGGGCGCAAGAUCCCAAAUCAUGUGGUGGGCAGUCCAAAGGGUUGUGCCAGACCCGUCUCUUUCUUCCUUUGCUGGUCUCUGGUGUUGUGGCAUUGCUCCAUUUCACCACAUCAGUUCUUGACCAACGCCUGGAUACCGAGCUGGUUUAGGUCCUGAUCUCCUCUGCUUUCCCUCUAUCUGUGUAAAAUUUUACUGUAUCCUACACUGUGAAAUGGAUUCCAGUUUGGUGACCAUUCUUGCCUUGAUUAACCAUUAACAAUGUGGCUUUUGAGCUGUUUCCGCUUCCACUCCCGUCAUUGAACACGGCCUUCCCGGCAGCAGCGGUUCUUGUACCUUGGCGCAACCGAUUCCUCCCACAUCCAAAGACGAGCAGGUUGGUGGAUUGACGGUCACAGUAAAUUGUACAAUUAUACCCAAUGAGUGGUAGAAUUUGGUGGAAUGGGGGUGGAAGUUAAUAGGAAUGAAGGGAGAAUAAAAUAGAUUAGGGUAAGGUUUGUCAGUGUGGGCUAAGUGGCCUGUUUCCAUGAUGGAUCUCUCUGUGACUAAAUGGUUCUUCGAGGCUUUGGCUUUGUCUGAUUCUGAAUCAGAUGGCGGGCAGCCUGGAAGCCCUGAUCUGGGCCUUGGUGUCCUCGUUCUAGGACAGCUAGAAGGUUUAGCUUUCAGUAAGGAGUAAGGAUUGAGA